CUAGCCAAGGUUUGGUAGGUGGCUUUAACAAGGGGAAGGAAUGCGACGUUCUGAUUGGUCGAAGUCGAGGGACGUAACACUAAGAGCCCGCCUCUUCCAUUGGAUACUAUAAAAUCAUUGGAUUCUUCUGAAGUGGAAAGAAGGUCUGGGCAGGGCACAUUUGACAGGCUGUGUUAGCUCGUAUGUUACAAAUAAUGAAUGAAUAAAUGAAAAUAAUAAUAAAAAAAACACUUUACAGUGAAGCUGGACUAUAAUGUAAACAGUUUAACCAAGCUGAAUGCUGCUUAUUUUUCGUUCAUUUUGAGCUAGUGAUAUCGCUCGUAUGAUCGCUCGCUGGAAAAUAUGGUGUACUUCAACUACACUACCCACAAUGCAGUUGCACAGCAAACGUCAGCAGUCAAGUCACAACAAGGAAGUGCAGAAUUUCUUUUAGUAAUCUUCUUAGAAAGCCGGUCAGUUGGUUUUGUAAAAGUACGCACUUAAAGAUUACGUUGAUCUUGUUUCGGGCAACAGAGUCUUUAUCUGUUUAGUUCUCUGGAUAUGUAAUAGGUCAUCUACGGAGGUGAAAUGGAAUCUAAAUCAGUGUGUCUAACAGGUGAAUGGGUGUGAUAGCAGAUAGUAAAUAGUCCCGUUCCUCCAUUCAUUCUUUAACAAGACAGCGUCCCCCGUUGUUAUGGUCAUAUUCCGCUGACGUUACAUGCAGCUCUUCAUAAUUGCUCUCCAAAGCCAGCCUGGUGUUGACACUCAAAAUGAGGAUGAUCACAUUCUUCCUGGUUGGGCUGACGGUCCACGUGGUUUUCUUCCUCUCCAUCUUUGACAUCUACUUCACCUCUCCCCUGGUGCAUGGCAUGACGCCCCAGUCCACACCGCUGGCACCCCCAGCCUCCAGACUGGUAUUAGUGGUAGCCGAUGGCCUCAGAGCAGACAGUCUCUUCACUCUGCUCCCCAACGGCUCAUCCAGGACUCCAUACCUGAGGAGUGUAAUAGAGGCUACAGGUACCUGGGGUGUGUCACAUACACGAGUGCCUACUGAGUCCCGGCCUGGUCACGUUGCCCUCAUUGCAGGCUUCUAUGAGGAUGUUAGUGCAGUUGCUAAAGGCUGGAAGGAGAAUCCUGUAGAGUUUGACUCUGUGUUUAAUGAGAGCAGACACACCUGGUGCUGGGGCAGUCCUGAUAUCCUGCCUAUGUUUGCCAAAGGUGCCAGUGGAGACCAUGUGUAUACCCACACUUACCCAGCACAGGAGGAGGACUUUGCCUCCAUAGAUGCCUCCAGACUGGACACCUGGGUGUUCACUCAAGUCAAAUCUUUCUUUCAGUCAGCAAGGUCUAACUCCACUCUGAAGGCCAGUCUACUGGAGGAUAAGAAUGUCUUCUUCCUGCAUCUCCUGGGUAUUGACACUAAUGGACAUGCUCACAGACCAAUGUCACAGGAAUACCUCGACAAUAUUGCUCUAGUAGACGCGGGUGUAGCCGAGCUGGUGUCUAUGGUGGAGGACUUCUUCGGUAAUGAUGGCAGAACGGCCUAUGUGUUUACCGCUGAUCAUGGCAUGACAAACUGGGGUUCUCAUGGUGCAGGUCAUCCCUCUGAGACACUCACCCCUUUAGUGGUGUGGGGAGCUGGCGUUCAAAAUGCCCAGAAAGUUACAGAACCCCAACCGUACAACGAUGGGUACCUACAAGAUUGGAAAUUGGAGCACCUUCGCAGAGUUGAUGUCAAUCAGGCUGACAUUGCUCCACUCAUGGCUUCUCUUAUUGGUGUCCCAAUUCCUGUUAACUCAGUUGGUGUGUUACCGCUUCUCUACCUCAACAACAGUGGCCAGUUCAAGGCAGAGAGCAUGUACACAAAUGCUAUUCAAGUUCUGGAGCAGUUCAAGAUGAAAAUGAGCCAGAAAAAGGAGACAACCUUGUCUUUUCUCUUCACCCCAUACCAACUCCUGACUGAGUCAAAACAAGCAGAAUUCACCCGCAAGGCCCGAAUACUGAUUCAGCUGGAGAAGUAUGACGAUGCUAUCUCUCUGUGCCAGUCUCUGAUCUCCUACUCUCUGGAAGGCCUGGUCUACUACCACACCUAUGACAGGUUCUUUCUGGGUUGCAGCGUGGUGCUCGGAUUUGUAGGCUGGACUUCAUAUGUUGUCUUAGUCAUACUGAAGACUCAUGCCAGCCUCAAUAGACACCCAAAUCUCACUAAACAGAAUCCCAACCGUAACUUGGCGAGGCUGUGUAUGUGUGUGGCUGUGGUGAUCACCGCAUUCCUGCUCAUCCAGAGGAGCCCCAUUACCUACUAUAUUUACUGCCUGCUGCCCGUCCCCGUAUGGUACUCUGUUCUUAAAGAGUCUGGAACUCUAACAGAUCUGAUUCGGUCAGCUCCAUCUCUGCCACUGUGGAAAUGCUUUUGCUAUUUCGUGCUGGUGGCAUUUGGAGUUGAACUACUGGUGGUGAGUUUCUUUCAUCGCGCCAUGCUGACUGUGGGCCUGGCUGUCCUCUCCCUUUGGCCCCUCCUGUCGGGACUUUAUCACAAGGCCAAGUUCCGUUCACUGAGCUGGUUUCUAGGCUGUCUGUGUUUGGCUGCCUUUCCCCUGAUGCCUGUUGUGGGUAGAGAGCCAAACCUCAAUCUGGUAACCUGUGCAGGUCUGCUCACUCUCUUCACUUCAGCCUGUUACCUCUGGUCAUCACGACAGAGGACGCCGCUGCACCCUAGUGACAGACAGCAGUUUGUCACUCAGUUGCUUCAUGUGGCCGUGUGUGCAUACGUGCCAUCCCUCACACACUCCAGCCUGCAGCAGAAACAGGGCCUACCGCUUCUUAAUCAGAUCAUCAGCUGGAGCACAUUAGUAUCCUCUAUAUUGGUUCCUUUGCUGAGCUCGACACGUCUUUUCCAUCGACUCCUCAGCAUAUUUCUGUCUCUUACAUCCACAUACCUACUGCUCAGCACGGGGUCAGAGGCCUUGUUCCCCGCCGUGUUGUCUUGGUUAAUGUUUGUGUGGAUCAACAUUGAACAGGAAGCCUUGCUCGCUCAGGGUGUCUCUGGCAGGCAAGAGUUGUCCACUCUUGAUUUCUCUGCAAACAUCGACAUCGCCAAGAUCCGUCAACUGAAGCUAGAUGACAUCCGAAGAUCAUAUUUUUUUGUGUUUUUUAUAAUAACUGCUUUCUUUGGGACAGGGAACAUAGCAUCCAUUAACAGUUUUGACCCAGCAUCCGUUUACUGUUUCCUCACUGUUUUUAACCCCUUCAUCAUGGGAGGGCUGAUGAUGUGGAAGGUUAUAAUUCCAUUCAUCAUAGUGAUGUGCACAUUUGAGACCAUCCAAGUUGCAACGCAGCUCUCAUCAAGAAGUUUGUUCCUUAUUGUCCUGGUUAUCUCUGACUUGAUGGCUCUGCAUUUUUUCUUCUUAGUGCAGGACUAUGGCAGCUGGUUGGACAUUGGCACAAGCAUUAGCCACUAUGUGAUAGUGAUGUCUAUGACCAUCUUCCUGAUGUUGCUCAGUGUCGUCACGCACAUUCUCACUUCACAAAGACUCAUCCUGUGGCGAAGACCCAAGAUGCAUUUCCCAUAACUCAGUGUGUUUGUGGUUUGAUGUUUGCAUACGGUGACAAAACCAAACAGUUAGUAUUUAUUUAACUUUUUUUUAACAUAUGUUUCAUGUAGGUGUUGUCUUAUAUUUAAAAAUGAGGACCCUUGGUGUAAUGAUAGGAGCUUCAGUCAAAAAAAAAAAGGACUUGUCUUGUAGGUGUAAAGACAUAUGGGGUAUUAUUCUAGGUCACUGUUUACUACACAGUACUGUGCUAUACUUUGAAAAGGACAUUUUACAUAGUGACCUAAGCUUCCACGCUAUUGUUUUGUUUGUUUUUUGUACAAGUAUACUCUGUAUAGGUCUCUGUUUGUAACACCUUAUUUUUGUAUUGAUCGAUGACUUUGACUAAGGCUACUUGAAUAUUAGACUGUGAAUUAAGUCUUUGCCAAAGCUGCCGAUUUACGAUCUACUGAAGAAGGGUAACUUCAUAACCCUGUUUUGUAAGAUUGUCACACUAAUGCCCGUAAAGCUGCCUGAAAUGCAUUGUUGUGUAAAAAGAAAAGCGGUGUUAUUUGAACUGAACUUUGCGACUAGAUACGUACCAAUAAAACUGAAAAGGUGAAACUGAAA
Acanthochromis polyacanthus (spiny chromis) is the source of this 4139-nucleotide messenger RNA. It is a transcript of the gene pign, whose product is annotated as phosphatidylinositol glycan anchor biosynthesis, class N. The record is from RefSeq and is a predicted model, not a curated record. Gene Ontology annotation, cellular component: endoplasmic reticulum membrane. Gene Ontology annotation, molecular function: mannose-ethanolamine phosphotransferase activity. Gene Ontology annotation, biological process: GPI anchor biosynthetic process. The coding region runs from base 750 to 3551 and encodes 933 amino acids. Lineage: Eukaryota; Metazoa; Chordata; Actinopteri; Pomacentridae. The transcript has 29 exons.